GGAAUUAAUUAAGUUACUAAGAAGAAAUUAUUUCUACUAUGCCAAAGACAAGCAAAGGAUGCUCCUUGGGUGCUCUGCGACUACUGCAGCAUAGAUGAAUUAUUAAUUAAUCACUAAAAGUUUAUAAUACUCUCUGGUUGCAGUGUUGGACAUUCAUUCUUUCUGGUUUUGGAAGUUUCUACAGCGAUUUCAUUUGUUCUCAGCCAAUCGUUUGUUCAUUUGUUUUACACAAAUCUUGAUAUAACUAUGGCCCAAGAUAAUUAUUCCAGCCGAUAUUGGUAUUAUUACUCCACAUAUUAACAACAUAGUUAAAGUUAUCUAUUACCAUGCUUCGAAUAUCAAAUAAGUUGGUAUCAGCAAUAACAAGUGCAAGUUCUGUAUGAAAAUUUGACAUUCGGAGAGCGCGUAAGAACGGAGAAUUUGACAUGUUCCUAAGGUGAAACAAUUUGUUGUACCAUAUAACCGAGUGAAAUAGAGAAAGCUUUGAAUAGGAAUUUCUCAUCACCAGCUUGGGUUCUUUAUAGAUGACCAAGGAGUAGGACAUCGCUGUUAUGUUGAAAGCCCUUACUUUCGCAAACGUAAUGCGCGUUUAUGUACGUUAAUUUGUUUCAUAAGAGGAUUAUUUUACUUGAAUAAGUUUUACGUAUAAAAGAUAACAGAACCAUUAAUGCAAAUUUAUAAAUUAUUAUACUUUUCAUGUUUCAAAUUCAUGUAGAGCACAAUGAAACCUGUUGAAAGAUCAAUUUACAGUAAAUUGAAAGAAACAUUUAAACCAAUUCACUUGGAUGUCUUGAAUGAGUCCCACAUGCACAAUGUUCCUCCAAAUUCUGAAACUCAUUUUAAAGUUAUAGUUGUUUCAGAUGAUUUUGAUAAGGUACCUCUAAUUAAGACCAAGUCUCCUAGUGAAUGGGAAAGCAGCAACCAAGAGGUAACAGAAAGUCCACCAUGCAGAGGUGGCUUCGGAAAGUGAGUGCAAGUGCAAAUAAAAUAAAUAUUAUGGUUUUCAUUCUGGGAAGCUAUUUUUAGUAGAUAAAUUUCUUGUGAGAUAAAUAUCAUACAGAUGUGUCAAGGAGGAAAACUUGUAUAGCGUUUAUUUUCCUUAACAUCUUUUGUUGUUAUUUAUUCAAAGUUAUGUUGGAAUUAAAUGUAUCUUAUAUGAAAGUAUGUGUGACUUUUUUUUCUGUCCUUUUGAUUAUUGGGAUAUAGAAGACGGAAAAAUCCUCUAUUUAUACAUAUCCAUGAAAAAGUAAAGAGAAGAAAAAGUCUAUAAUAAUGAGCAUCAAUUAUUAACAAUAAAGUGAAAGAAAUUGGACCAAUUUAUUACUGUACACAUGUAAAAUUCAAUAAAGGACACAUUGAUCUUAUUGCUUAAGUAAAUUGCUUUAGAGCAAUAUGUUUUACACCUGUC
Gryllus bimaculatus (two-spotted cricket) is the source of this 1408-nucleotide messenger RNA. The record is from the annotation of a GenBank genome assembly. NCBI's taxonomy places the organism in Eukaryota, Metazoa, Arthropoda, Insecta, Orthoptera, Gryllidae.